GAAGCAUUACUAGCUGCUACGUACCUCUAUAAUAGAACACCUAGUAGCUCUAUAGAGGUUAAGACCCCUUACUUUAUAAAAUACAAAGUGCUGCCUAACUUAAGCAAUAUAAGAGUUUUUAGCUCUUUAGCUUACUACAAGGGACCUAGCUUGUUAACUAAGAAGCUAGAUUCCAAGGCUACGCCUUUUUACUUAAUAGGCUUUGUGGGGUCUAAUAUCUAUAAACUCUAUAAUUAUAGUAGUAAUAAGAUUAUAACUGCUAGAGAUUGUAAAAUUGUAGAAGGUUAUUUCUAUAGGCCUAAUAACAACAACAAUAUUUAG
Messenger RNA from Didymella exigua CBS 183.55, 321 nucleotides. RefSeq lists its product as uncharacterized. Lineage: Eukaryota; Fungi; Ascomycota; Dothideomycetes; Pleosporales; Didymellaceae. The record is from RefSeq and is a predicted model, not a curated record. The transcript has a single exon. The annotation marks the transcript as partial.